Molecule: messenger RNA, 977 nt
Organism: Amorphotheca resinae ATCC 22711
Lineage: Eukaryota; Fungi; Ascomycota; Leotiomycetes; Helotiales; Amorphothecaceae
Exons: 1
Coding region: 311-787 (158 amino acids)
Source: RefSeq, a predicted model, not a curated record
CAAACAUGUAGAUAGAUCCCCACGUAACCAAAGAGUUUCGAGCUACCUAAGGUACCUAGGGCAAGUAUUAGCACGUGGUUCUGGGUAGUGUCUCGUGCCCGAAACCACAAAGACCAGUCCAAUAUCAAAUCCGGGUCCUACAAAUAGGCUCCCAUCUGGGAGACCGAGGUCAAAUAUUUAUUCUAUUUCAACACAACCACGGUCCACAGCUUUACAUAAAUAAAGCUCACUCGCUGCCUAUUCUCCACUUAUCACUUCGUAACAAGCCUCAAAGAUCAAAAUCCAGGAAAAAUCACCCCACUCAAACAACAUGAUGCUCUUCCAUUCUAUCUUCAAUUUUUUUCGUCGAUGUUUUUUUAAGCACACAGUGGACGAAGCCGACAAACCUGGGACUACUCCACUCGAUAACCAAGACGGAAACACGAAGCUGGAACGCAAUACGGGUACCGCAGCGGAAUCCGAUCCCGGCAACAAUAUCGAUACUCAACUACAACAAUCGCAUGCCGCUGAGAGACUGAGUUGGACCUCCGUACUGUGCAGAAUAGGCCUCGUGGAAUGCGCUCGUCACAGGGCAGAGACACAUAAACGUGAUGAGCAUCAGGACCAGGCUACAAGCGGGGUAACUGUAUCGGCGGGUCUCGGUCAAACGAUCGUGGUAAAGAUAGGGGUGGUUCAUGCUCCUUAUCCAGACCAAAGGUACUACGAUCAACUUGCACUAUAUUCGGCUAUCUACCCGCCAGAACUUGCAUUUGCUAUGGCGAGUCUGGCGAUGUACGCAUACGAUUGAGAAAUUGAGGAGAGAUUGGAGGCAAGGCGGAUAGACAAUGAGUGUCUGAUGCGUGGUGAGAUAAAGAUAGAAUCAUUGUCAGGCAGAGCCUGCCUCAAACCUGCUUCAGGCACACGUACUUAGUUACAGUAAGCAAUCGCUCAAUAGUAGCUCCCCAAGCCUAGACUGAAUAGAUCGUCCUUCACCUCCG